Nasonia vitripennis (jewel wasp) is the source of this 2616-nucleotide messenger RNA. Its product is annotated as protein yellow. The record is from RefSeq and is a predicted model, not a curated record. The transcript has 5 exons. Lineage: Eukaryota; Metazoa; Arthropoda; Insecta; Hymenoptera; Pteromalidae. The coding region runs from base 321 to 1565 and encodes 414 amino acids. Gene Ontology annotation, cellular component: extracellular region.
GAUCACCCGCAUCUUGCGUUUUUUCGCAAUCAGUCUAUCUCAGUAUACACAUUAUUUCAAGUUGAUGGAUUUUGUCCUCUGACGUAUGACCGACAGAGAGAUCUAUAGCCGUGAGGUUUUCACUCCUUAUGGCUGUGAGCCACGGCGAUAGUCGUUUCGAGUCGCUUCGCGCGUCGAGUUCACUCAUACAGUUUUAAUAGGUGGAAAACGUUGUUACCGCGAGGUCUGAGGUUUCAAGGCGAAGCACGACGUAUGGAAAAAUAGCUGUUAUACAGCUUAUUCGUUCUACUGUGCCAAGCGGGAUCGGACGAUCGGUCAGGAUGAUCAAGUUACUACUCAUCUUCUGCCUGUCGACCUCCACCUGGUCGGCUAUCGAGGCUCAAAAGGCCCAGUUCUACUGGAACUAUCUGAACUUCACCUGGCCGUCCGAAGAUGCCUACAACUCCGCUCUCGUGGACGGCUUGUACAUCCCGGAGAACAACAUAAUCACCGGCAUCAAGAUCUACGAAGACAAACUCUUCCUGACCCUACCCCGUUGGAAGCGCGGGGUCCCUGCCACCCUGGUGUCGACCCCCUUGACGCCUGUCAACAAUGACAGGUCACCCUUGCUCGAGCCCUACCCCAACUGGGACAUGCAGAAGCUGGACAACUGCUCAGCUUUCCAGUACGUCCAGAGCAUGGAGGUCGACCCCCUGGGCAGGAUGUGGGUCCUGGAGAACGGCAGGACCGAAUUCAACACCAAACAGCCGAGAACCAACUGUCCCACCCGACUGGUCAUCCUCGACCUGAAGAACGGUGGCAAAGUUCUGUUGGACUACCCCUUUCCCAGAGACGUCGUCCACAUCGAGUCGGUCUUCGCCAAUGACAUUGUCGUCGAUCACGAGGACGGGGGCUGGGCCUACAUUACCGACACGGACUCUGACUUCCCGGGUAUUAUUGUCUUCUCGCUGAAGGACAAGACCUCCUGGAAAGUCAUCCAUCAGUCCAUGAAGGCCAAGAAGGAGGCCUCGAAGUUUGUGGUCAACGGCACUAUCUUCGAGACUAAUGGACCGAUCGAUGGAAUUGCUCUUUCGCCCGUGUCUGACAGAGGUGACCGAAUGCUCUUCUACACACCGCUGGCCUCGUACGAGAUAUUCGCUCUGCCGGUACACGUGAUUCGCGACCGUCAACUCAGCACAACCGCCAACAUCGACCAGUACGUCAAGCGUAUUGGCAACAAAACGUCUCAGACCGACGGCAUGGUGAUGUCGGCAAUGGGUGAUCUCUACUACGGUCUUCUGACCGAAGACUCGGUGGCUGUUUGGCCAUCCAAAUCCAACUCCAGCUUUUUGCAGAGUCAGAAACUGCUGAUCAAGGACGUCGAGACGAACCAGUGGCCGGACACCUUCGCCAUGGACAAGGAGGGCAAGUUAUGGUGGACCAGUAACAGAAUCCAGAGGUUCAUGGGAGGCAACGUGGAUAUGACUGAACCUAACUAUCACGUGAUCAGUCUCGAUGCUGGGACGAGAUGCUAUCAGUACUUCGAGGAUGGUAGUGCGCCUGACUGGCCGGAAAUAGAUAAUUAAGACGAAAGAUGUAUUAUGUUUGUUUAAACUUUAUCAAUUUAUUUGUUUUAUGUGCCUGUUAACGAUGUUGUAUGUUUUGUAAAUAUAUUUAUGAGAUAAAUAAAUGAAUUCGUUGCUUUUUUCUGCGCUCCGAAGUGAGCAUUUGAAAUUGGCGCCAACUGAGCGGCGCCAUAUUGGGAGAGCAAUAAUCAGCUGUCUGUCGAUCUGAUGUGUGUUUUUAUAUGCGUCGUAUCAUUCGCGUUGCUGAUGUUUUCUUUCGUAAACAAUCUGUAAUAUUUAAACAAAUUUAUACGGAUUGUAGUUUGUUCUAAAUAUUUGACGUUCAAUUGGAUAUUGAAUAAACUAGGAACUAAGUAUCUCAUCAUCGAAACAUAAUCCAGUAUAUCCACAGAAAGUACCAAGAUCACUUGAAAAAUGGUUUGCGAUAAGUGUGAGAAAAAACUAGGCAAAGUCAUCACUCCAGAUCCAUGGAAGGCUGGCGCAAGAAACACAGUGGAAAGCGGAGGUCGCAAGGUAGGAGAAAACAAGGCCCUGUCGACGGCCAAAAAUAGGUUCAAUCCUUACACAGCAAAGUUCGAGGCAUGCAGAAUAUGCCGUCAGAAAGUUCACCAGGCUGGCUCUCACUACUGUCAGUCGUGCGCAUACAAAAAGGCCAUCUGUGCCAUGUGUGGCAAGAAACUCAUGAGUACAAAGAACUAUAGACAGUCCGCUUCGUAAUGUGUACUUAUGCUAAGAUCUGUAAUUAUCGUAAGAUCAAUUGUAAAGGCACGUGUUGGUGUCUCAAUUUUUCUUUGAAGUAUAUGAUAAGGAUAUUGAGUAUUAGAAAUAUCUAUAUAUAUAUAUAUAUAUUAAAUACUUAUUCAAUCAAUUGGCAAAAUAUGAAUUUUAGAAAAUAAUACCUCUUAUUUGCAUGAAAAAAUGUGUAGAGAAUGAAUGUAUACAUGAACUAAACGCGAGUGUCUCAGACUGACAGAGAACUGGAUAAAAUGAUCUCGACAAUCGUACUGUAAACAAACGUGCAAGCAUCAAAUAAAAUUUAUUUAUAAAAAUA